This is a messenger RNA of Sclerotinia sclerotiorum 1980 UF-70, 1041 nucleotides long. RefSeq lists its product as hypothetical. The coding region runs from base 1 to 1041 and encodes 346 amino acids. The record is from RefSeq and is a predicted model, not a curated record. NCBI's taxonomy places the organism in Eukaryota, Fungi, Ascomycota, Leotiomycetes, Helotiales, Sclerotiniaceae. The transcript is spliced from 2 exons.
AUGUCUGAGGAAGACGGCCGACGGUUUAGUCUACCGAGCAUCAAAGCACAGCAUGUAGCCUCUAAUGCUGGCAAUGUUGGUAGCCAAGAUAGUUACAAUUCCAACUCGCGCACUCCAAGCACCUAUCCUCCUGCUGGACCAAGACCAAAUCCUCUCACAGGACUUUAUCCUCCUGGUACGGAUCGUGUGGGUUCUUCUAGUUCGGCUACAUCACCGAGCAUGCAAAACAACGUUAUUAGCGUUCAUACACCUAAUAAUAGCUUAUCAUCAUUGCCACUCAGCACCAGUGGUGGCUCGAUGUUCUCCCAAAGUGGUAUGACCGAAAGUCCUAAGCCACUCAGUCCGGCAGCUAUGCAUUCACACCAACUUGGCCACGAUUCCGCCUCGAUCACUAGGCAACGAUCCCCUAGCUUGACUACUCAAUUUCAGCAACAGCAUUUUGGCCGUCACCAAUCCGGGAGAAGUCCGCCACCUGGAAUGUCUUUACCGUCACCGCGCAGCGCACAGGGGCCAAAGCUUCCUGCCCUUACUGGAUUAGCUCCUCCUGACACAAGAUUCACUCUAACAUCUCAAUUAUCCAAUCAACAGAGCCCUGGAAAUGCUCAACAAGGUUCUCAACAGCAACAACCUAUCCAGCAAUCUACAUCCCCUACGUCUUUGUUCCAACCUUCCAAUCCUCUUCAAAGCCGAGGUCCCCCAAGCCAUCAAGGCAGUGGUGAUAGUAGUAACAAUUUGUUCGCAUCUGGCGCCUCAGGAGUUUUCGCAUAUGUUAAUACAUUAGAGGAAAAACUCUUGCUGUUUACUGACAAAGUGCUUGCCAUGGAAGCCAAGGAGAAAAGUCAGGAAGAAAAGAUUAAGGCCCAGGAUGAGAAGGCAACUAAGUUCUCAAAAUCAAAGUCAGCAGUCGGGAACAUCGUAACAACAAUCAUCAUAGGACGCAAGUAUACGCAGCUGUUCUGUACCAAAAUCACUUCUGGUGUACAAAGAUAUCAUGGCGUUGAGGAGCGAAAAAUGGGUCACGAUACUUUGCUUGGUUUAUGA